AUGGCAAGUCACUACUAUGGCGCUCAGCACUACCUACCAAACGGCUCUUCACACAACCACGGCCACCACGGUCGAAGCCGGCGAGGUCCGAGGGUGAACUCGCAGAAUGCGCAUCGGCAAUACAAGGCUCAAAGGAGUCCGAAAGAGGCGCCCGAGACUCCAGCAUAUGUCGACUACCUCCAGCGCUUCGAGGCUGCGAAGAGCUUCGAGUUUGACGAUGAUGAGCUGUUCUGCCCAUUCCAUCUUUUGACUAAGGAUGAUCUCCAAUCCAUACACUCCUCUUCCUCAUCCGAUCGAGGAUCGCUGUCGUCCGGCUCGCCCGAAGCAAGUCCGCUCCAGCAGCAGGCUCAGCCCACCCCAUCCUUCUUCCUCUCCACCGCACCCAACACAUACAGCAAUACAUCUUCCGGCUACCAGCACUCAUCUCACCAGCAGAUGAAGCUGCACCAGCCACUGGCCCAGCGCUCACGAAACGCUAUCCCGAUAGUGGACCCCUCCACUCGGUCCAUCGCGAGUCCACCACUAUCCGUCUCGCCAGGCCGACAGAUGCAGCAGCAGUACAUGCGCCGCUGGUAG
Messenger RNA from Recurvomyces mirabilis, 576 nucleotides. RefSeq lists its product as uncharacterized. Lineage: Eukaryota; Fungi; Ascomycota; Dothideomycetes; Mycosphaerellales; Teratosphaeriaceae. The record is from RefSeq and is a predicted model, not a curated record. The transcript is spliced from 2 exons. Bases 1 to 576 code for a protein of 191 amino acids.